Molecule: messenger RNA, 5478 nt
Organism: Malania oleifera
Lineage: Eukaryota; Viridiplantae; Streptophyta; Magnoliopsida; Santalales; Ximeniaceae
Product: pentatricopeptide repeat-containing protein At5g66520-like
Exons: 3
Coding region: 74-1828 (584 amino acids)
Biological process (GO): RNA modification
Molecular function (GO): protein binding; zinc ion binding; RNA binding
Source: RefSeq, a predicted model, not a curated record
UGUUAUCAUAGAACUGUUUCUUCUGAGUGCAUGUGCGUGCAUCUAGAGCGCUUAUGCAAACAGCGCAGGCAAAAUGAGCGCCGCCCAGGCGGCCAUCAAGCCGACGGUCGCCUUGGUGGUGGCCAUCAAGCAGAGCACCUCCAUCCGAGAACUCAAGACAAUCCAAGCCCACAUAGUACGAGCUGGUCUCGCCCACGACACCUUCUUAACCGGCAAGUUGAUGGAGUCGGCCGCCCUCACCCAGAAGGGACACAUUGCCUACGCCCAUGGCAUCUUCUCCCAGACGCACCAUCCUAACGUCUUGAUGUGGAACACCCUCAUCAGAGGCUACUCUCUGAGCGACUCCCCCAUCAAGGCCGUCUCCCUUUACAGAGACAUGCACCUCGGCGGCAUUUCACCGAACAGCUUCAGCUUCCGCUUCGUUCUCAAAGCUUGUUGCAAGUUGCUGAGGCUUUGCGAAGGGGAACAGCUCUACGCGCAAAUCCUGAAACUGGGCUUUGAGUCUGAACCUGAUGUGGUCAAUGUGUUGCUGAAACUGCUCGCGGUUUGCGGUCGAAUUGAAGAUGCUAGCAAGAUGUUCGACGAAAUGCCUCAGAGAAAUAAAGGUUCGUGGAGUGCGAUAGUGUCUGGAUACGCGCAGAAUGAUUGCUCGUCGGAGGCUUUGUCGUUGUUCAGGCAAAUGCUAGAGGAGGGAGUGGAGGUUGAUGGGUUCACGUUGGCAAGUGUGGUUGGGGUUUGUGGUGAUAUCAGUGCUCUAGAUUUGGGCAAAUGGCUGCAUUCUUACAUUGAUAGAGAGGGGAUUGAGCUUGACGUCGUUUUGGGUACUUCUCUAGUUGUUAUGUACUCAAAAUGUGGGAGUUUGGAUGAUGCGCUUAAGGUUUUUGAGGGAAUGAGGGAGAGAGAUGUGACGGCAUGGUCUGCUAUGAUUGGAGGCUAUGCUAUUCAUGGAUAUGGUAAGAAAGCUUUGCAAGUGUUUGAUGCCAUGAAGAGAGCCAAGGUAAAACCCAAUUGUGUCACUUUUACUAGUGUAUUGUGUGCGUGUAGUCAUGCAGGGUUGAUUGAGGAGGGCUCUCGAUAUUUCGAUGCCAUGGCAUUGGAGUAUGGGAUCUCUCCCCAGAUGGAGCAUUAUGGGUGCAUGGUUGAUCUAUAUUGUCGUGCAGGGCUCGUGUCCAGAGCGCAUGAGUUUGUGCAAAAAAUGCCCAUUGAGCCUAAUGCAGCUCUAUGGCGAACGCUGCUUACUGCAUGCAAGACUUAUGGAUACAAAGAGCUAGGUGAGCAGAUUAGUGAGGAGAUCCUCGAGCUAGAGCCACAUAGUGGUCGGAACUACGUGCUUGUGUCCAAUGUGUAUGCUUCUCUAGGUAGGUGGUCAAGUGUGAGCAAGGUUAGGAGGCUAAUGAAAGACAAGAAAGCAAAGAAAGAGCAUGGUUGUAGCUCAAUAGAGGUGGAUUUUGUUGUGCAUCAAUUCGUUAUGGGAGACGAAACACAUCCCGAAAUAAAAGAGAUUUAUGACAUGCUUGAUGGAAUGGCAAAGAAGUUGAAGAAGGAAGGGUACGUAGCAACAACCAUUGAUGUUUUGCAUGAUAUAGAUGAAGAGGAAAAGGAGCAGGCACUGAGUCUGCACAGUGAGAGACUGGCUCUUGCUUAUGGGUUGCUUCGCUUGCCCGAGGACUCACCCAUUCGAGUAGUGAAAAACCUCCGCGUAUGUAUAGAUUGUCAUUCAGUCAUAAAACUGAUCUCUGCAGCUUACAAGAGAGAAAUCACUGUAAGAGAUCGAGUUCGGUUUCAUCAUUUUAGAGAAGGGAAAUGUUCAUGCAAUGACUAUUGGUGAUCAUACAUUUACUGAUUGACUUAUGUGUUUCGCCGAAUGGUGUUGUUAUCGUGGGCAAUGAUGAUGCUUAGUGUCACGGACUGGCAAUUUGAACCCAAUUAACGGGCCGUGCGGCACUCGUCAAGGCUCUCCCUCGACAGAGUCAGCCAAAAACUACACAUUCAAUCCGGCUGUCAUGAACACUCGAGAGGUUUUCGAAAGCCAUCAUAGGUUGUAAAUGAUACUCCAACAAAGUGGGAGAGAACUGCCAAAAGCAAAACCCCAGGAUGGCUAAACCAGUUUAUCUACAAUCUGGUUUGGGGAAAAUUGAUGGUGAGUGCUCUGUUUGUUCUUGAGUUUCUGUUGCAUUUUUACAUUUGUGUAGCUUUGCCUGAAUCCUUAUUGAGCUGCAAUCCCAUUUCUUAAGUUCAUCUGCUCCGUGGUUUUGCAAAAUAUACUUUCUUAUUCUUAACUUUUUUCUGAACAUUGAAAUUUUUUAUCUGCACAUAUUUUUUAGUGUAUAACAAUUUACUUCAAAUUUUCAAAAAGCUUUGACCUUGCCUGCUGAAAUUUAUAUAUUUGAGACAAGAUCUUUUUUUUUUUUUUUAAGGUUACAUUAGAUUUGCAAAAUAUCUAUUCUCAGGAUUAGAUUAGUUUUAGUAGAUUAUUCACAAUUAGUUAUAUAAAAAAUUAAAACAAAUAACAAUGUAAAACAUUUUAUGAGUACAUAAUAAGGAAUAAUUAUUUUCAAAUUUUAUUAGAGUUGUCUAUUUUUUUUAUCACAUGUUGAAUGAAAUGAUUAGAAAUAUAAAAAGAAAAAUUAUUCCUUUGAUUCUUAAAAUUUAAAAUAUAUUGCAUCUUAUUCCAAUGAAUAGCUAUUGCUUCAAGCCAAAUGAGCCGUUAGUAGCUUUUCUUUUUCUUCGUAUUUCUAUGGGGAUGUAUUCCAGUUUAUUUUUUAAGAAAAAAAGUUAUCCUCUAAUGGUCCAUUUGAAACUUGAAAAAUAUUUGGAAAAAAAAAAAUAAAAAAUAAGAAGGAUUUCAUUUUUUUAUAUUUGGUUUUCAAAGAAAGCGAGAAAAAAAAUGAAAAAUAUAUGAAGUCAAUGAACAGAAUUUCAAUUUUACACAUUCGUAAGCAUAAUCUUUGAUUUAAACUGACACUAAAUCUUGAAAUUUAACUAUACACAUUUGAUACUUCAAAUUAUAUUUGUGAAUGUUAUUUACCUUAAAUCUUAUGAAUUUAUUCGUAUUAUUUUUAGUUAUAGCUCUACUUAUGCAUUAAUUUUAAGGUGCAUUUGUUUCGUGGACGUAAUGGCUGGUGUCGUUUAUUAUUAUUUAGUCUAAUUUUGUCACCUUUAACAUGCAAAAAAAAUAGACACAUCUUCAAGAUUAUUGAAUAAAUUUAAAAUAUCAUUUUAGAUAUUUGUGCACCAUUGAAUCAAACAAUUUACCUAGUAAAUAACAUGUUUGUUCAUGUAGCCUUAAGUAUUUAUAUUUUACAAACUAACAUUUUAAAUAUUAUAAAAAAAAAUCAUUUGAUAAAUAAAAUACUUUUUUUAAAAAAAAAUUUGUGUCAUAGAAUAUUUAUGUGUUGCGAAUCUUGCGAUGAUAAAGAAAGUUGUGGUGCGAUCUAGAAGUCCAAAAUGCCAUUAAGACAAAGAAAUUGGUAUAAAAUAUGGUAAAAUUAUAGAAAUAGAGAAAAUCUUGAAAAAUAUGUAAGAAAAAAUGCAAAAAAAGACUAUCGGUGAAGUUAAACAUAGAGUUUAUGAUACUUUAUAUACUAAACUAGAUACAAAGAAAGGAGAAAAAUACAUUUAUAGACUUGCUAGAAUUAGAGAAAGAAAAUGUAAAAAUUUAGGUAAUGCAAAAUGUACAGAGGACGAAAAUGAUAAUGUCUUAAUUAAAGAAAAAAGACAUAAAGAAGAAGUGGUGGAGAUACUUUGAUAAGUUUUUUAAUGAAAACCAAAAUGAAAUAUUGAACUUGGAAGUGACAUCUGAAGAUAAGAUUAAAAAUAGGAGAUUUAUUCGUAAAAUUAGAGUUAAGAUGGCAUUAAAAGAGAUGAAAAGUGAGAAAUCUAUAGGAUUAGAUAAUAUACCAAUUAAAUUUUGAAAAUGUUUAGGGGAUAAAGGAAUUAUUUGGUUAACGAAUUUAUUCUAUAAUAUUAUAAAAAUUAAGAAAAUGGUAGAAGAAUGGAAGAAAAGUACGCUAGUAUCUUUGUAUAAAAACAAAGGCAAUAUUCAAAACUAUCAUAAAAUUAAGAUUAUGAAUCAUACGAUAAAAUCAUAGGAAAGGGUAGUUGAACAUAUAAUAAGAUUAAAAGCUAAGAUUUCAGAAAAUCAAUUUGAUUUUAUGCCUGGGUGAUCAAUAAUAGAAGUUAUUUAUCUUUUAACAAGUUUAAUGAAAAAGUUUAGGUAAAAGGACUUACAUAUGGUUUUUAUUGUCUUAGAGAAAGCUUAUGAUAGAGUAUUUUGGGAAGUAUUUUAGUGGAUAUUAGAAAAGAAGGGAGUCUGCAGUAAAUAUACGGAGGUCAAUAAGGAUAUGUAUAAUAGAGUAGUGACUAACAUUACAAACUUACGACUGUAGGAGGAGAUUUUAGAGAAUUUCCAAUCACAAUAGGUGUACAUCAAGGUAGGGGUGAGCAUAAUUCAGGGAAAUCCGAAUUAACCGACCAAUUUCGAUCGGUUCGGUUUGGUUAAAAAACAAGGUCGAUCGGUUCUGUUAUGGUUUUACCAAAGUUCGGUUAAGAGGAAUGUUAAUUUGGUUAAUCGAAUUAACUGAUUUAAUAAUUAAUUAAAAUUUAAAUAUAAAUUAGUAUAUGUUAAAUUAGUAUAUGUUAAUUCGGGAUAGACUAAUGUCGUUAUCAAAAUGAAUAUUAGGUAGAUGAACACAGGCCAGUCGAAUUUAUUUCUCACAUAUUUCAGCCAAUAGUUAAUCCCAGGAUAAAACAAACACUGGUCUCCAUCCUUCGCCAUUGAACCAUCAUCACCUUCAACAGAUUAUCAUCCCCACUGCACUGAAUUACCAUCCAGCCACAAUCUUCCCCUUUCAUUUGAAUUGUCCUCACCACACCAGCCAUGCCUGCAUCUUCCAUAGCCACCACGUUAGAAGCUCCAACUAUCUCUCUUGUUGGGUGUCCCUCCUUGUGGGGCCCUUGGUUUGAAAGCUGCACUACUCUUUAAUGUUUGUUGGAUUCCUGUAAAAGCCAAAAAGUGGAGCUGUUCUUGAGCAUCCAGCCCAAGCCUCACGCGUAGUUAUUACAGCCUCUUCAUCUUCCUUUUUUCGCCGGCCUAAGUUUUUUUUUGGUGCAGCACAACAGUGUGGCCUCUAUUCUGUUUUCUACUCACACACGAUACAUUACUAGCUCCCAACGCCUGCAGCCAGCACCUGCAGCACGCCCACACACCAGCGCCGGUAUUCUUUGUGUGACUUCGGCAGCAUAUUAUUAACAGCAUAUUGAGAUAUUUUGGUUGUGCUAUUUUGGUUGAUUCUUUUGGGAGUUUUGUUCAGAAUAUUUGGUGAGAGAUUUCCAUCUUACUAGAUUUGUUUAUACACUUUUGUAUAUUUGUAAGACUUAUAUCUUUUGUAUCCACUUUGUACAAUAUAUUUGAUGAUAGUAGAUUUGGACUGCCAUGCCCCGUGAACGUACCUCAAUAUUUGAGGGAAUCACGUUAAA